Penicillium pulvis is the source of this 2505-nucleotide messenger RNA. Its product is annotated as putative DNA ligase I. Gene Ontology annotation, molecular function: DNA binding; DNA ligase (ATP) activity; ATP binding. Gene Ontology annotation, biological process: mitochondrial DNA repair; DNA biosynthetic process; lagging strand elongation. The transcript has a single exon. The record is from RefSeq and is a predicted model, not a curated record. Gene Ontology annotation, cellular component: DNA ligase III-XRCC1 complex. NCBI's taxonomy places the organism in Eukaryota, Fungi, Ascomycota, Eurotiomycetes, Eurotiales, Aspergillaceae. Bases 1 to 2505 code for a protein of 834 amino acids.
AUGUCCAGCCCCGCUAAGAAGCGCAAGCAUAAUGGUGCUGAAUCAUCGCCGCAAAAAACGCGCGGUAUCGAGUCUUUUUUUAAAGGGCAGACUAAACAGCCUGUGAAAGUCGAGCCCGACGUCACAGAGCAGACCCUCUCGGAUGAAGCAUUGGCGCGCAAGCUUCAGGCUGAAUGGGAUCAUGAAAAUAACGAUCAACCCUCUAUUUCAAAUGACAAUCAAGCUAUGACAACAGAGUCUGAAUCAAGUACAGCUCCGCCCAUCCCGUCAAUACCUACAGAUACAACGCCGGUGUCUGCAACGGCGCCCAAAAAGAACACACUAUCGUUGCAAUCAUCAUCGGGUACAGAGGACACAAUAUCUCUGACUGUACCAUUUGAUCAGAGCCCGCAAACAUUUGACGCAGGCAAAUAUGCAGCGGAGUUGCGACCGCACUGGGCCUCCGAGGGCGGCGAUGCCACCUACGCUCUGCUAACAAGGGCUUUUGUCCUGGCAAAUUCAACCACAAGCCGAAUCAAGAUCGUCGAUACUCUUGUCAAUUUUCUCCGAGUCCUGAUCGAAGGCGACCCAGAUAGUCUCCUUCCGGCUGUCUGGCUAGCAACCAACUCCAUCUCACCACCGUACGACGAGCUGGAGCUAGGAUUAGGCGGCUCAUCCAUCUCCAAGGCUUUGAAGAAAAUAUACGGUCUGGAUAACCAAAGUCUCAAAACGCUUUACAAUCGACACGGAGAUGCAGGAGAUGUUGCUUUCGAGGCUAAGAAACGUCAAAAUUUCACGCUGGUCAAGCCGAAACCUCUUAAAAUUAAAGGUGUAUACCAAUCACUCCUUAAGAUCGCCACGAGUAAAGGCUCUGGGAGCCAGGAGACAAAGCAGCGAAUUGUUGAGAAGCUCUUGCAGGAUACGCGCGGGGCCGAGGAGAGUCGGUAUAUUGUCCGCACUUUGGUACAGAACCUCCGAAUUGGCGCUGUGAAAACUACCAUGCUCAUCGCUCUUGCGCGAGCAUUCCUCUACUCGAAGCCUGCUGGGGCGGAGUUCAACGUUCGCCCACAACAUGAACUUGCACGGAUGAAGAAAGACGAACUCUCCGAGCUGUAUACUAACGCAGAAGAGAUCGUCAAGGCGUCCUACGCUAGACAUCCAAAUUACAAUGACCUCGUCUCCUGUCUAUGCGAGAUCGGCGUGACCGAGGAACUACUUCUCCGGUGCGGACUGGUAUUACAUAUUCCGCUUCGACCAAUGCUAGGAAGCAUCACGCGCGAUCUCUCGGAUAUGUUGACAAAACUGCAAGGACGAGACUUCAGCUGCGAAUACAAGUAUGAUGGCCAGCGAGCUCAAGUGCACUGCGAUGAGAACGGCAAAGUAUCUAUCUUUUCACGCCACCUCGAGCUCAUGACAGAAAAGUACCCUGAUCUGGUAUCGCUCGUCCCCCAAAUCCGGGGUGAGGGUGUUUCGAGCUUUAUUUUGGAGGGGGAGGUAGUUGCCGUGGACCAACAAAACGGUGACUUGCAGCCAUUCCAAACUCUCACCAACCGAGCAAAGAAGAAUGUUGAGAUUGGAGCUAUAACCGUCAACGUCUGUCUAUUCUCAUUCGACUUAAUGUAUCUCAACGGCGAGCCGCUCCUAGACCGCCCCUUCCGAGAACGCCGCGAACUACUCCGAAGUCUUUUCGUCGAGAUCCCUCGUCGAUUUACUUGGGUGAAAAGCCUCGACGCAACAUCCGCAGAUUCAGAUACCGUACUUGAUUUCUUCAAAGGUGCCACAGACGUCAAAUGCGAAGGAAUAAUGGUCAAAGUCCUCGAUAAUACAAUAAACCCUACCAACCAACCCACCGAAACCAACCCCGAACAAAAUCCUUCAAUAGAACAAACACCCAACACAGCACAUCCCCGAGAAAAAGAACUUCCAAAAAACCCCCGCCGUAAAGCCCUUCUAUCAACCUACGAACCCGACAAACGCCUCGAAUCCUGGCUGAAAGUCAAAAAAGACUACAGCACCUCCUCUGAAACCCUAGACCUAAUCCCAAUAGCCGGCUGGCACGGCCAAGGCCGCAAAGCGAAAUGGUGGUCUCCAAUCCUCCUAGCAGUCCGCAACCCUGAAUCCGGCGCGCUAGAAGCCGUGACAAAAUGCAUGUCCGGAUUCACGGAUAAAUUCUACGCAUCAAAUAAAGAGAAGUACAGCGCAGGUAGUGCGAAUGUUAUCUCGAGACCUGCAUAUGUGGAGUACUUCGGUACACCGGAUGUAUGGUUUGAGCCGCAGGAGGUAUGGGAGAUGGCUUUUGCGGAUAUUACGCUUAGUCCUACUUACCCCGCUGCUAUUGGGCUGGUGAGUGAGGAGCGGGGGCUGAGCCUAAGGUUUCCGAGGUUCUUGAAGGUGAGGGAGGAUAAGGGGAUUGAUGAGGCCACGACUUCGGAUUAUUUGGCGCUUUUGUGGAGGAAGCAGGGGGAGAAAGUUGUCGAGGCUGGGGGGAAGGAUGGGACGGAUGAAGUGGGUUGGGCGGAAGAUUGA